Messenger RNA from Hippopotamus amphibius kiboko, 3364 nucleotides. It is a transcript of the gene SHQ1, whose product is annotated as SHQ1, H/ACA ribonucleoprotein assembly factor. The transcript is spliced from 13 exons. Gene Ontology annotation, biological process: box H/ACA snoRNP assembly. Bases 108 to 1673 code for a protein of 521 amino acids. NCBI's taxonomy places the organism in Eukaryota, Metazoa, Chordata, Mammalia, Artiodactyla, Hippopotamidae. The record is from RefSeq and is a predicted model, not a curated record. Gene Ontology annotation, cellular component: nucleoplasm; cytoplasm.
UUGCCUCACGGAACGGGUACCAGCGCGUGGGGACUCGGAGAGUUUGAGUGGCAGGACCGCGGCGGCGGCGAGAGUGACGGACUUGGGCACCGGAGUCCGGCGCGGUGAUGCUGACCCCGGCGUUCGACCUCAGCCAGGACCCCGACUUCCUGACUGUCGCCAUUCGCGUGCCCUACGCCCGGGUCUCCGAGUUCGACGUCUACUUCGAGGGGGUCGACUUCAAGUUCUACGCCAAGCCGUACUUUCUCAGAUUAACCCUUCCUGGAAGAAUUGUAGAAAAUGGAAGCGAGCAGGGAUCCUAUGAUGCGGAUAAAGGAAUAUUUACCAUUCGAUUGCCCAAGGAAACUCCUGGGCAGCAUUUUGAAGGGCUGAACAUGCUUACUGCUCUACUGGCACCAAGAAAAUCCAGGACUGCAAAACCGCUUGUGGAAGAAAUAGGUGCUUCUGAGGUUUCUGAGGAAGGAGCAGAAGAUGACAGUGAAGACUUUGAUUGGGAAAUUGAACAGUCCCCUUAUGAAGAGGUACCAGAAAGUGCUUUGAAUCCGGAGUGCCGCUAUGGGUUCGGGAACUUACGCUCAGGAGUGUUUCAGCGAUUACAGAACAUUUCCUUCAAGGAGAAAUCUCUGGGCUCUGCAGGAACUAUGAGUGGUGACCACCAGGAUGAAUUGAGUGAUGUUAUCGACAUUAAGGACCCAGAUUUCACCCCUGCAGCCGAACGGAGGCAGAAACGCCUGGCUGCUGAGCUGGCCAAGUUUGAUCCCAAUCAUUAUCUAGCUGACUUUUUUGAAGAUGAGGCAGUUAAACAGGUUUUGGAGUAUAAUCCUUGGUGGACUGAUCUAUAUUCGAAAACGAUGGCUUCUUUGGAAAAAAGUCAGGAGCAAGAGAAUCUCACUGUAUUAGUGCCUUUUUCUGAAGAAGAGAAAUAUCAGCUACGAAAAUUUGUCAAUAAAUCUUACCUGCUGGACAAGAGAGCCCAUCGUCAAGUGUACUAUAGUUUGAUCGAUAUCCUUCUGGCAUAUUGCUACGAAAUUCGUGUGACUGAAGGAGAGAAGAAUGUUGAGUCUGCAUGGAAUAUCAGAAAACUCAGUCCAACACUGUGCUGGUUUGAGACUUGGACUAAUGUUCAUGAAAUCCUGGUGUCUUUUGGAAGAAGAGUUUUGUGCUAUCCCCUUUACCGCCAUUUCAAGCUGGUGAUGAAAGCCUACAGAGACACUAUAAAGAUAUUGCAGCUAGGAAGUACUGUAGCACUACACCAUCCGUGGUUGGCUGAAUCUUCGAAUGGGAUGGAACCGCAGAUACAGAGGCCGACUAUAAGUUAUAUGCAGAUUAACCCUGAGGUUGUUCAAGGGUCAGCCGUGUGCAGGUGUGGAGGGGCGCCCUCUCCAAGUAAAAGUGUGGUUUUAAAGUGUCUACUGGAUAUUCACAAAAUUUUUCGGGAAAACGACCCAGCUUACAUUCUAAACGAUCUCUACAUCUCAGACUACUGUGUGUGGAUUCAGAAAGCCAAACACAUUCUAGCCUUCGGGCACUUAAGAGCACUAGACAGCAAUUCAGCACUGAGCUUGGGGGCUGUGUUAUACAGGGAAAUCAUCAACAGAAAGCCUCCAAAUACAAAAUACGUGGCACUUAAACUGACCAUGAAGAAAGACCCAUUUUUACAGUAUAAAAACUGAAAGAAGAAGGCAGAGCCGCAUCCUGUCAUACCUCAACUGGGAACAUGUGCGUCGGACGGUUGAAGAUGCUCACUGCUCUCUGUGUCUCUGUGAAUGACCACACAGUGCUGAGGAGUAUUGAUUUUGAGGUUACAGAAUAAUUUUGGCAGGUGGUCGGGUUUACCAAUAUGGAAUUUGUGAAUAAUAAAGCUUGUAAACAUUGGUGUACAGACCAGCACAGCAGGGACAGAAGAGAAGAAACCUCUGUGUUGCUUCUCUCAAAGAGUCUGGUAUUUGAAAAUUUCAAGAGAAGCAUUGAAGUCAUCAACCUAGGCUGAAUUGGGAUUUUGGUGGACUUCCCGCUCUUAUUUUAAGAUGCAGAAUGGUUUUCAUGUGGAAUUGUACGUGGGAGCAGACUGUCUCCUCACUGCCCAGGGCACCCGAGACUGAUCCUUCUUGUAGGCGUCCUUCACUGCGGUAGGAUGGCUUCUUCCUUGCUGACCACAGACUAAGAUGAUCUGAUCUUCAGAGCAAAGACUGCGUUUUGUAUUCACCAAACCUGGCACAUAGUAGGUGGUCAGUAAAUACUUGUCAAAAGACUGACCUUGGACCUGGGCACUUGAGCUGAAACGCUGCAGCUCAGUCUGCCUUUCCUCUGGUCCUGGUCCACCACCCUUGACCUCAGUUCUGAAACCCAGAAAGUUCUGAAAGCGGAAGUAUUUCCAGGGCAGUGGACAGCACAACCUGACUAACCUACUUUCAUCUGGUGACAUGAGGCUGUUUAUCCCACUUCGAGCGACUUAACCAUACAUUUUGCUAUAGAAAUGUUCGUGUAUUUGAUGAGCGGUUGCUGCUGGGGUGCUGGGUGACGCAUUGUAUAACACUACAGGUCUGACGUGUCAAGCCAACAGACUGGCAGUUUAGGGGGCGAGGGGCAGGUGAGAAUUCUACCACCGAACCACCCGUGCAGAACUGGAAUUUUGGAACUCGUGUAGGUCUGAGAGUUUCAGACGGGGCAUUGUUCACCUGGAGAAGAUUUAGGGAUUUUCCGUAGAAAUUUUGUGAGGAAAUUGACAGUUUAUUUAGAAGCAAGUGAGCCGGAGGCGUGAAUGAUUGUGGCCUGGCCGACGGGGGGACAGUGAAGCGAGAUGAUCAGGCGACUUCACUCCCAGGGGACAACGUGUAGGGUAAAGCCCCAGGGCAGGUCGGGAGAGUGGUGAGAAGAGUUCUUUUUGUGAGUAGGAAGCUUAAAUCGUAAAAACGAAGGGGCUGAUUAACUUGAGAUUUUACCAUAAAUAUUAGAAAUGUGAAUAUUAUAUCUACACGUCCACGUAUCACCUGGGUGGCGUUUAUUAGAAACAGAGAUUCCUUGAAUUUCAGAACUUCUUUGAAACACUGACCGUAAUGUGCAAAUCGUCUCUCAUUUCACAGAGAAAUGUGUUUGUAAAACAUACUCUUCUGUUAAAAAAAAAAGUUCAAAGCUGAAGAACCCCAAGUGACAGAGAACAGCCAAAAAAAUUUUUUCCCAUCUAGUUCUUUUCCACUAGUAAUAAUAAUAAUAAAGAAGAAUGAAGCACUUGAAAACUGAAUCUAGUUGUCCUUUUUCUGUCCCUAGGGGGAAGAGUUUUUUGGGUUCCUGUAUAAAUUUUUUUUUUUAAUUAAUUUUUUUUUGGGGGGGGUACACCAAGUUCAAUCAUCUGUUUUUAUACACA